Salvelinus sp. IW2-2015 is the source of this 1820-nucleotide messenger RNA. RefSeq names its product aristaless-related homeobox protein. Gene Ontology annotation, biological process: regulation of transcription by RNA polymerase II. Gene Ontology annotation, molecular function: DNA-binding transcription factor activity, RNA polymerase II-specific; RNA polymerase II transcription regulatory region sequence-specific DNA binding. The record is from RefSeq and is a predicted model, not a curated record. NCBI's taxonomy places the organism in Eukaryota, Metazoa, Chordata, Actinopteri, Salmoniformes, Salmonidae.
GUGUCUUUAAUUAAAGGUUGGGUAGGGAGAGAGAGAGAGAGAGAGUGAGAGAGAGAGAGGAACGAUCUCGGAGCGACAGACAGAGAGAAGAAAAGAGAGAGCGAGAGAGGUUGAGUGAGUGAGUGAGUGAAUGAGUAAGUGAGAAACACAUUUAGGCUACUUCCAAAUAAGCGUUUCACUAAACGGAUCAGAAAUGACUAGUCAAUUCGAAGAAGAUAUCCACGACCGGGGAGACAGUAAGAGUAAACCGCCCACUCUGCUCUCCUCCUACUGCAUCGACAGUAUUCUGGGCCGACCGAGCCCCUGUAAAGUCAGGCUGAUAGGGGCGCAAAGUUUGACAGCUCUACCCGGGAGACAGGAGGACGACAAGCAGACCGAAGGCUCAACUAAAGACCACCUAUCAACAGACACAGACAUGCACCUUCCACCAAAGCUGCGCCGUCUCUACGGACCAGGCGGGAAGUACCUGGACCACGGACGGGUUUUAGUUCACGACCUCGAGGAAAAAUUGGAUAGGGAAAGGCUUCUGGUGGACCAAGCCUGCGAGAGUCUCAAAAUCAACCAGGCUCCACAGGUGAGCAUCAGCCGGAGCAAGUCAUACCGGGAGAACGCGUCCCUAAGCCGGGGAGAGGGAGGUCAGAGCCCCGCUGGUGUGCCGGAGGAUGGACCUGGGCUGAGACUAGGGCUGAUGAAGUUCGAGGACGCGGGGAAAGAAGAGGAGAGCUGUGGGGAGGCGAUGGGUCUCUUCCCGAAGGACGAGGAGAGGGAGAGCAUCCACGCCGGGGAUGGAGACGUGAGGGACGGCGAAGACAGCGUGUGUCUGUCGGCAGGCAGUGACUCGGACGAAGGGAUGCUAAAACGCAAGCAAAGAAGAUACAGGACUACAUUCACCAGCUAUCAGCUGGAGGAGCUGGAGAAGGCUUUCCGGAAGACACACUACCCCGACGUCUUCACCAGAGAGGAGCUUGCGAUGCGGUUGGAUCUGACCGAGGCGCGCGUGCAAGUGUGGUUUCAGAAUCGUCGUGCUAAGUGGCGUAAGCGUGAGAAGGCAGGUGUCCAGACACACCCCUCUGGACUCCCUUUCCCUGGCCCCCUGUCAGCCGCCCACCCCCUCAGCCACUACCUGGAUGGGGGUCCCUUCUCCACACACCACCACCCCGCCCUGGAGUCUGCCUGGACCGCCGCAUUUCCUGGUCUAGCUCCUCACCAUAGCAACCACACGGCCCAGCACCAAGGGACACCGCUGGGCCUUGGAACAUUCCUGGGUGCAGCUGCCAUGUUCCGUCACCCCACCUUCAUCGGGCCCACCUUCGGCAGGCUCUUCUCCAGUAUGGGCCCUCUGACCAGUGCUUCCACCGCCGCCGCACUCCUCCGCCAGCCUGCCCCGUCCAUCAAGACUCCCUCCAUCCCUCCCCCGGUCCUCUCCGACCCUUCCUCCUCCCCAUCGCCCUCCUCCUCGGCUGCAGCGGACCGCAGGGCCUCCAGUAUUGCAGCUCUGAGGCUGAAGGCUAAAGAGCACUCUGCCCAGAUCACCCAGAUCCACAUCCUGCCCAGCGGAGCUCCAGGGAAGGAGGUGUGCUGAACCUUUUGUCCCUCACCUGUCCCCCUCUUACCUCUCAUACCUCUGGAGUGGUGUGGUGGGUGGAUCCAACCCUAACCUCUAACCUCUGACCCCAUAAACUCUGAUCUUCUAACUGCCCCACCCCCACCCCAACCCUUCCCCAUACCUCUUAGCCCCAAACAAAAAGCACAACCAAAUUCAAAGAGCACUGGCAAACCCGGAGGGCUGUUUGUGUGUGUGUGUGUGUGUGUGUGUGUGU